Molecule: messenger RNA, 1601 nt
Organism: Salvia hispanica
Lineage: Eukaryota; Viridiplantae; Streptophyta; Magnoliopsida; Lamiales; Lamiaceae
Product: polyadenylate-binding protein RBP45-like
Cellular component (GO): cytosol
Molecular function (GO): mRNA binding
Source: RefSeq, a predicted model, not a curated record
AAAAUCUCUACAUCUCCUCCUCAUCCUCUCGUGCUCUAAUUCUCUAUCCCAUCAUCCUCCCAAUUACCCUAAUUAGGGUUCCUCUCUCGUCGCUCACCAUCUAAAUUCUAAUCUACGAUGCAGCCGCCUAGCUCCAUGGUGCCCCCUCCGCCGCAAUACCAGCAACAACCACCGCAACAGCCGUCCCACCAGUGGAUGCCGCAGUACCAGGUUCCUCCGCCGCAGCAACCUCCGGCCGCGGGCUACUACUAUCAACAACCGCAGCCUCCGCCUCAGCAGUACGCCGCGCCGCCCACGGCUCAGCCCCAGGAGACUGUGGAUGAUGGAAUUCGGAGUCUCUGGAUCGGAGAUCUGCAAUACUGGAUGGACGAACAGUAUUUGUAUGGCUGCUUUGCCACCGCCGGGGAGGUGGUCUCUGCUAAAGUUAUCCGCAGCAAGCAAACUGGCCAAUCAGAAGGUUAUGGCUUCAUUGAGUUUGUUAGUCAUGCUGCUGCAGAAAGGAACCUGCAGACAUAUAAUGGCGCCCUAAUGCCAAAUGUUGAGCAAACCUUCAGAUUGAACUGGGCAUCCAUGGGUGCUGGUGAAAAACGUGAUGAUGCUCCCGAGUACACCGUUUUUGUUGGAGAUUUGGCAGCUGAUGUCACUGAUUACAUGCUUCAAGAAACUUUUAGAGCAGUUUAUCCUUCAGUUAGAGGGGCAAAGGUUGUUACAGAUAGAGUUACAGGACGCACAAAGGGCUAUGGAUUUGUGAGGUUUGGUGAUGAAAGUGAACAAAUGCGAGCCAUGACUGAGAUGAAUGGAAGGUUCUGUUCCACUAGGCCCAUGCGAAUUGGCCCGGCUGCUAACAAACAAAAAGUUGGUGGUCAGACCACUAAAGGCUCGUACCAGACUUCUCAAGGAACUCCAAGCGAGGAUGAUCCAACUAACACCACUAUCUUUGUUGGGAAUUUGGACUCCAAUGUCGACGAGGAGCUUCUAAGGCAGGUGUUUGGACAACAUGGACAGUUGCUCCAUGUUAAGAUACCUACAGGCAAACGAUGUGGUUUUGUCCAAUACGCUGAGAGAAGCUGUGCUGAAGAUGCACUUCGGAUCCUGAAUGGAACCCCGCUGGGAGGACAGAGUAUUCGUUUGUCAUGGGGCCGUAGUCCAUCAAACAAACAGUCUCAGGUUGACCCUAACCAGUGGAGUGGCAGUGGGUACUAUGGAUAUACCCCCACCGGAUAUGAAACAUACGGGUAUGCUCCACAAGCACAGGAUCCGAAUUUGUACUAUGCAGGAUAUCCUGGAUAUGGGAACUACCCACCCCCACCGCAGCAGCAACAGCAACAACCACAGUGAACUGUGUUAAUCAGAGGAUGCACUGCAGCUUCUGGAUGUAGCGCAGUAGCAUCAAGGGAGAUUAUCAAAGAUGGGUUAGCUGUUGGUCUAAAGUGAUCAUAGCAGCUACCUAAUAUAUUCAAGACUCCUUUUGGCUAGAGAGUGUUUUCAACUUGAUGAGUAGUUGAACUAAAUUCGGCGCUGUUUUUCUUCAAACUAGUUUCUCUUUUUGUAUCAGAAUCAAAAGAAUCUCUUCUUAAGUUUCAUGUCUAUUUUGCUCUGCA